AUGCACCUUCAUCACCCCCAUCCCCUCCCCCUCAUCCCCCACCAGCAGUCUUCACACUCCCAUUAUAACCACAAACACUGCAAUCAGAACACCACCUCCCACAUUUACACUCUGCCCCACCUGCAGAAGAGCCACCCAGUUUACGCUCAGCCGCACAGACGCCAAGAGACCAGCCCCUCCCACACCCGCUCACACACCCCUCUGUCCUGGGACAGCCCCCCCCCUGUGCCUCCUCGCUGGGUCAUGCCCUCCACACCACCUCAGCAGAGGACGAGCUUCUAUCAGAGAGCAUUUGCACGCUGCACCAUCAUGGAGAUAUCAGUGUAA
Molecule: messenger RNA, 327 nt
Organism: Knipowitschia caucasica
Lineage: Eukaryota; Metazoa; Chordata; Actinopteri; Gobiiformes; Gobiidae
Source: the annotation of a GenBank genome assembly